Molecule: messenger RNA, 570 nt
Organism: Ambispora leptoticha
Lineage: Eukaryota; Fungi; Glomeromycota; Glomeromycetes; Archaeosporales; Ambisporaceae
Source: the annotation of a GenBank genome assembly
AGAUUGAAUAUUUUUCAAAAAUAUCGAGAGUAUAUGGAAUUGAAAGGUUUACUGAAAAGGAGACAAAUUAACUCUUCAAAUUCGGAAAUAUCUGCGGAAAUUUUGGACGAAGAAGAACAAGAGCAAUUAGUUAUAAGUUUACGCAGAGAGAAUGAUAGGGCUAAUAGUUUCUUUAAGGGAGCUUUGACAUUACUUUCCGGAUUACUUGCAACAGUAACCCCAUUAUUGCCUCACGCAACACCAUCAACCACAUCACUAAUACCAUCAACCAAUGCUUCCGGUUCAUCAUUUCCUCUGAUAUCAACACUGCUAUGCAUCUUUACAUUGCUUUUCUCAAUAUACAUUCUGCAAUCCCGACAAUCGACAAAUAUUCUAAUAAUUUUUGGAAUUGUAAUCUCGUCGUUUCCGUUUUUGCUGGCUAUGAACGCUGAACAUUUUAUGCAAAAAUUGUGGUGGGGAAUACCGUUGGGAAAUCUACUUAUUAACUCUUUAGCACUAUAUUGGAUUUGGAGUUCGGAAAAAAAUAUUUCUAGUUUGGAAAAAUUAAAGUACCGGUUGAAGGGCGCGUAA